AUGGAGAUCUGGUAUCAGAGCCAGGUUGAAAGAGGUGUUGAAGGCAGAAAUUUGAAGAAGAAAAAGAAGAUUUUGGAGGAGAAAAAUGGCCAGCACAAGUUGCGUAAAUUGGAGCAGUGUACAGAAUCUUCUUCAACUCUAACCGAAGCCCAGCAAAAGGAGUUGAAAGAAAAUAAGAGCAAAGAUGCAGGAGCUCUUGGAAUGAUACAAAGGGGAGUUUCAGAAGCUAUUUUUCCAAGAAUCAUGGGAGCAAAAACAGCAAAACAAGCAUGGGAGACAUUGCAAGAAGAGUUCCAAGGAGAUAAAAAGGUGAGAGCCAUCAAACUCCAAUCUCUUAGAAGAGAUUUUGAAAAUAUGAGAAUGAAAGAAAAUGAAAGUGUGAAAGAUUACUCAACCAGAUUUUUGGAGUUAGUAAACCAAAUGAAAAUUUAUGGUGAAGAAAUGUCUGAUCGUAAACUUGUGGAAAAGAUACUAAUUAGUCUACCAGAAAAAUUUGACCCCAUGGUUGCUGUUAUUGAAGAAACUAAAGACCUCUCUAAAUUAAGUGUUCAAGAGCUGUUAGGCUCUUUAAAAUCUCAUGAGCAAAGGUUGGAAUGGCACUCCGAGAAGUCAAUAGAGAGUGCUUUCCAAUCUAAGCUGAAUGUUAGAUCAAAAUUUUUUGAAAAGAAAUCAAUGGCUUAUUAA
Molecule: messenger RNA, 684 nt
Organism: Phoenix dactylifera (date palm)
Lineage: Eukaryota; Viridiplantae; Streptophyta; Magnoliopsida; Arecales; Arecaceae
Source: RefSeq, a predicted model, not a curated record